AGAGAUCCGUAACAAUGUCCGGAGCAGAUAAACCUCGCUUGGUGGAGCGUCGAGCCAGUCUACGGAAACCAAGUCGCAGGGACCUAGACCGACUGAGGGCCUCAAAUGCGGACAUUGAGGUGGACGAUGACGACGGACAUCACACGAAAGGAGGCUCUACAGUUUGGAAGCCUAAAACAAAAAUGGCUUGUACUUACCGUAUGGGACCUGUGCGUAAGUUUCUUCCACAUGUCGUGAAGAAACGAGCCCAGGAGAUACUAGACAAAGCUUUCACCGACCUGGCCUAUGACCACGAUAACUGCCGAGAAGUGUCUGAUAAAGUAUCAACUGACACCAUGGCUUUUGUCAAGGAGCAAGCGUUCGACCGAUACCGAUAUGUGGUCAGGGUGGUGGUUGGCGAAAAGAAAGGACAAACUGUAAAGAUCGUGGGUCGUGCCCUCUGGGAUCAGGAAAAAGACAAUUUCUUGACCGUCACCCAUGAGAACCGUCAUUUGUACGCGGUCUGCACGGUGUUCGCACUGUAUUUUGAAUAACAGUAAACUUGAAUAACAGUAAAAAUAGUGAUUUAUUUGUGUGAGGAUUUUUGAUUAAAACAAAUUACACUCUCAUAGAUGAAGUUCAAAUUUUCUCGAGUUAAACACACUGGUUACAUAUAAGAAGUGAUCCAGACCAAUAGGACAACAAUAUAUAAAACAUUUAUUUAAAAUAUGAUACACUUCUAUACAGCAUAUAAUAUUGUUUUACAAAAUAUUUAAGGCCUGUUCAAUUCUUACAGCCCUUGAAGAAAUGUGAAAAAGUCACCAAACUAUUGAAAAUACUUUGGUGAGAUUUAGGCCUUGAACU
Molecule: messenger RNA, 843 nt
Organism: Clupea harengus (Atlantic herring)
Lineage: Eukaryota; Metazoa; Chordata; Actinopteri; Clupeiformes; Clupeidae
Product: dynein light chain Tctex-type 5
Biological process (GO): microtubule-based movement
Cellular component (GO): cytoplasm; cytoplasmic dynein complex
Molecular function (GO): dynein intermediate chain binding
Source: RefSeq, a predicted model, not a curated record